UUAAUGAGCAAGAUUCUCGGACCUAAAGUUAAGUUGAUUACUCCUCUCAUUCUCCAAUCACACCACUCAUUUGCACACCAAAACUUCCUCAAUUCCAAAAGAAUGAAUUAACGCUCGUUACCACUCAGGUCAGUCGCUCACAAACAAAUUUUCAGAAUGUUCACCCUAAAAUCCGCCACUCUCCGUCUUCUACAAUUCAAUCAACUGCACCAACAGAGAUGGCUACACAGCAGAAACAAGAAGGCCAUGGAGUUCAUAGCUAAAGGAUGGAGUGCUUUGAAAGAAGUCGAUAGAGUCAUCGAUUACUGUGAACUCAAUGAUCGACGCCUCAUCCCUCUCCUCAAGACGGCAAAGGAGAAUUUUGAGUUGGCUCUGGAGGCUGACAACUCAAAUACGCAUGCCCGGUAUUGGUUAUCGAAACUGCAUAUGAAGUAUCAUGUUCCUGGGGCAUGUAAAGCCAUAGGAGCUGCAUUAUUGGUAGAAGCUGCUAAUAUGGGUGACCCAGAUGCCCAAUAUGAAUUAGGUUGUCGUUUGAGGGUUGAGAAUGAUUAUGUCCAAUCAGAUCAACAAGCUUUCUAUUAUAUAGAGAAGGCUGUUGACCAGUUGCAUCCAGGUGCUCUUUACCUUCUAGGCGCUGUAUAUUUGACAGGGGACUGUGUGAAGAAAGAUAUUGCCUCAGCAUUAUGGUGUUUCCAUAGGGCAUCAGAGAAGGGACAUGCUGGUGCUGCUAUAGCAUAUGGAUCUCUCCUUCUUAGAGGAGUACAAGUUCCAGAAUCCUUGACAAAAUUCAAUUCAAAGAGGAGUUCUGCUGCAAAAAGAACCAGGAUUAAUGCGCAAAGCCCCUUGAUGAAUCCGGUAGAGAUGGCAAAAGAACAGUUUGAGGUUGCAGCAAGAGCAGGAUGUGAUCUUGGAUUAAAGUGGUUGCAAAGACUUGAGGAGGAAGAGAAGCGAUUACUAACUGAAAAUAGUUCCCCAGCCACAGUCUCUUGA
Messenger RNA from Pistacia vera, 990 nucleotides. RefSeq lists its product as uncharacterized. The coding region runs from base 157 to 990 and encodes 277 amino acids. The record is from RefSeq and is a predicted model, not a curated record. Gene Ontology annotation, molecular function: protein binding. The transcript is spliced from 9 exons. NCBI's taxonomy places the organism in Eukaryota, Viridiplantae, Streptophyta, Magnoliopsida, Sapindales, Anacardiaceae.